AUGUUUGGCAAGGCCGCCGCCGCGCCGUCCGCCGCUGCUUACGUCAGCAAGCUGCAGGCUGUCACGGCUAGGGACCAGCCGUCUGGACAAGGCGGCGGAAAACAGGCGGAGGAUUCGCCGCUUUCCGCCGCGCAGCAGGCGCUCCGCUCCCCCUCCCCGCUAGCGCUUCCCGUCCAGCGGGACAAGGGGAAUCCGCCCAGCGGCGCACUUCCGCCGAACGCGCGUUCCGCCUCUCCUUCCCCCGUCCCCGCGCGCACCAUUCUCACCACCCCCGGGCAGGCCGCGCCCCGCCCUUCCCAUUCCGCGCAACCUGACGUCAGCAAGGCUACAACGGGUGCAGACGAGCGGGGAAGCAGCGGAGGGGCAGGGGGGAGAGAGCAGGGGACGGCGAGUCAUGCGACUGUGAGCCACGCGCAGCUGAGUGCGGAGCAGGCGGGGCGGUUGAAGCAGGUGGAGGAGAGCCUGGAGGCGACCAACUACGAGCUGGCGGCGCUGCGGGCGAAGCACAACGAGAAGACGGCGCGGCUCAAGACGCUGCAGGAGAGCAACGUGACUCUCGAACACAAGGCCAAGGGGCUGCAGGCAACUCUGACAGCUGCAGAAGCAGAGAUCGCUCGCUUCGAGGAGGAAAAGGAGGCGCUGCGGCGGCGGGUGGAGGAGGAGGAGGCGGGGAAGCGAGAGGAAGCCGUGCGGAGCGCCUUGGAGCGACAGCAGGAGGAGCGAAUCGCUCCCCUGCAGUCCGCACUACAGACGCUGGAUGCUGCCCAUGAGGGCGCCAUGAAAGAGCUUGUUUUGCUAAGAGAGUCUUUUAAAGCGUCGGUGGAAGAGGGUAAGUAUUUAAGAGCUAGGCAGGCGGAGGGGGAGGUGCAAGUGGUUGAGCUUAGGGGAAUGCAGGAGGUGGUUUUGGGGGAUUUGGAAUCGCUGAGAGGUCGGUAUGAGAGUGUGUGUAAGGAGCUUGAGGAGGAGAAGGAGGGGAGGGAGAAGGAGAGGAAGGAAGGGAAGGAGGCGAGGGAGAGAGCUGAGAGGUUGGAGAUGGAAAAAGCGAAGUGGGAGGGGAGGAUGGCGGAAGAGAAGAGGAUGAGGGAGGAAUCGGAGGGGGAGGUGGAGAGGGAGAGGAGGGAGAGGGCAGAGUUAGAGGGUAGGCUGGAGGCAGUACGAGAGGAGAGAGAGGCAGAGAGGAAGGCGAGGGAGGAGGCGCAGGGCGUGUGUGAGGGAUUGAAGAGGGAUGUAGAGCGGUUGGAGGUAGAGGUGGGGGCGUUGAAAGCAGGGAGGGACGAGGCAGGGAGGUUGCUAGCAGGGGCAGAGGCGGAGAGGGAGGAAGAGGCGAAAAUGGUUGAAAGAGUGAGGGAGGAGAAGGAAGAGAAGGAGAAACAGCUGGGAGAGCUGAGAGAGGAGCAUGGGAGGGUGCAGGGGGAAUUGGAGGCACUGAGGGUGCAGUAUAGGAGCAAGGAGGCUGCGUUUGAUACGCUUGUGGCAAGCCAUGGUGCCAUGGGUGCUGCUGUAGAGGCUAUGAGAGGCGAGAUGGAGGAGAAGGCUCGGCAGGUGGAGGCCUCUGCCAAGGCUGCGGACGAGGCUCGGCAGCAGAUGGUGGAGGGUCGGGAGGAGCUUGGGAAGGUGCAGGGGGAACUGGAGAAGGUGGUAUGUGAGGUGGAGAGAGUGAGGGAGGAGGUGAGGGAGAGGGAGAAGGAGAUGGGGGAGAUGAGGGAGAGGUAUGAGAGGGAGAUGGCAGAGAGGGAGGAGGAGAUGGAGAGACAGAUGGGUGCUUUGAGGAGUGAGUUGGAGGAGAGUAGGAAGAAGAGAGAGGAGGCUGAGACACGGGAGGGGGAAUUGCGAAAGGCAAGGGAAGAGGUGGAGAGGGCGAGGGAGAAUGAGGAGAUAGAGAGGAGGAAAGCAGAAGAGGAGGUGAGGAGGUUGGAGGAGGAGGUGGGGAGGGAGAGGGAGGAGCGGAGGAGUGAGGUGGAGGGAUUGAGGGAGGCACAGGAGCAGUUGGAGGAGAGGAGGAGGGAGGCUGAGGGUGAGGCGAAGAGGAUGAGUGAGGAGGUUGAGAGGGUGAGAAGGGAGUGUGAGGAGGCGAGGAAAGAGGGUGAGGAUAGGAGGAAGGAAGUGGAGGAGAAGUGUGAGGAGGUGAGGGUGUUGAAGAGUGAAAUGGAGGAGUUAAAAAGAGAGAUGAAGGGAUUGAGGGAGAAAGUGGAGGAGAGGGAGAGGGAGUUGGAGCGAGUGAGGGGGGAACUGGAGGCAGUGAGAGGAGAGAGGGAAGAGGGGAGGAAGAGAGAGGAGGAGCUGAGAGGACAGCUGGAAGCAGCAAAGGUGGAAGCUUCCAGGAAGGAGGCGGAGCUGCUGGUGCGAGUGGAAGAGGCAGGGAAGGGGAGAGAGGCGGCAGAGAGGGCUGGGGAGGAGAGGGGGCGGGAGAGGGAUGAGAUGAAGGAGGCUCUGUGGGUGGAGAAGGGGAAGGUGGAGGUGGGGGAGGAGAGAGUGAGGGGGUUAGAGAGGGAGAUGGAGGAGGUGAGGAAGGGGAGGGAAGAGAUGGUCGAGAGGGUGGGGCAGCUGGAGAAGCGAUUGGAGGAGGCUGGUGCUGAGCUGGCAGCGGCGCAGGCUGAUGUGGCGAAGCACGUGGAUGAGGCGGCAAGGCUGAAGGGUGAGGUGGAUUCGAAGGGGGUUGAGCUUGAUGGGAUAAGGAAAGAGUUGGAGAGGGAGAGAGAGCAGCACAGAGAGACACGGGAAGGCCUGGAGGGGGUAAGAAAAGAGCAGAGGGAGGCAAGUGAGGAAGCGGCAAGGCUCAAAGAGCAGCUUGCAGGGAUUGGGGGCGAGAAGGAGGUUUUAGGUAACGCACAUGCGAAGCUAGAGGAGGAGGUGAAGGAAUUGCGUGGAAAGUUGGAGGAGUUGGUGAAGCAGAGGGAGGAGGAGAGGGUUAAGCAUGCCGGUGUGGUGGUGCGGUUGGAAGGGGUGCAGAGGGAUGUGGAGGAGGCGAGAGGGAGAGAGGAGGAGAGGAAGAGUGAGGUGGAAAGGUUGCAAGAGAGAGUGAGUGAGGCAGAGAGGGAGGUGCUGGAAUGGAAGGGGAAGUGUGCUGAGCUGGAAGAGGGGACGAGCCAGCUCAGCGCCAAGCUGGCAAAGGUAGAGGCUGAGCUGGCAGCAUCGCUGGCGGCUGCUCAAGUGGCGGCUGCAGAGGUGGCAGGGGUGAGGGACAAGGUACGGCUGGCUCGGGCCGAGGCUGACCAGCUUCGGGAAGAAGUGGCUCGGCAGACAGCCGAGGCUGAGGGUCGGGAAGAGGCGCGGAGGAUGUGGGAGGAGAAGCAUAGGGAGGCGGUGGCUGAAGGGGAGGUGAGGAAGCAGGACGCGGAGAAGGCAGCUGCUGACGUGGAUAAGAUGAAAUCUGAGCUGGCGGUGGUGAUGGGUGAGGUGGCAGUUGUGUCAGCGUCGCUGUCGGCUGCAAAGGCUGAGAGAGAAGCAGCGAGAAAGAAGCAGGAGGAGGCGGAAAGGGAGGUGCAAGUGGUGCAGGUGCUACUGAGAGAUGCACUGAGGGAAUUGGAGGAGGCGAAACGAGGGGUGGUGGAGGCUAGGAGUGUGGGGGACGGGGAGAAGGGCAGAGCAGAGGUAGCAAUGAGGCAAGCUGCAGAGGCGUGGGAGGAGAUGGGGCGGUGGAAGGGAGAGGCAGAGCGGAGCAAAGCAGAUGUUGAGUUGCUAGAGAGGGAGGUGAAAGGGAGGGAGGGGCGGAUUGAGGAGCUUAGGAAGGAUGUGAGAGAGAGGGAGAGUGAGGUGGAGGUGUUACGGGAGGAGGUGGAGAGAGGGAGAAAGGAGAUGGAGGAAGUGAGUGUGAGAGAGGAGGAGUUGGCAGCGACGGUGAAUAGGGUGAUUGGGGAGGAGCAGGGGAAGGUGGCUGCAGCUGAGGAGAGAGUGAGGGAGGUGGAAGGGGAGAAAGAGAAGAUGGAGGAGAGAGUAAGGGAGGCUGUUGGGGAGAGGGAGAAGCUUGAGGAGAGAGUGAGGGAGGUGGAGGGGGAAGUGGAGAGGGUGAGGGGGGAGAGGGUGAGGAUGGAGGAGGAAAUGGUGAAUGUGAGAGAGAGGGCCGGGGAGGCAGAGAAGGAAGUGGAAGGGUUGACAAAGGAGAGGGAGGAACAGAGGAAAGAGGUUGACGAGUUGAAGGACAACCAGGCAACGCUCCGUGCUGAGCUGGCUUCUGUCCGUUCCGAGCUGGAAAGCCGGCAUGCUGAGCUGGAAAAGGUGCGGUCUGAGCUGGCAGCAGCAACCGGAGAUUUAGAGAAGGAAAAGGCAGCAGGGGCAGUGGCAGCAGCAGAAAUGGAGGGACUCAGAUCCCUGCAUGCUCUGCUGCAGGAGGAGCACGGGCGAAUGGUAUCAGAGCAGGAUCGGCUGGUGGGGGCGUAUGAGAGGGAGGUGCAGGAGAAGGACGAGGUGAAAGCAGAGAAAGCAGCGCUGGUUGCUAAAGUUGCCGAGGCAGAGGCUCGGCAGGAGCUGGUUCGGAGGGAGGAGGAAGUGCGAGUGUUGAGGCAGCAAAAGAAUGAGGAGGUUGAAGGGUUGAAGCAGCAGCAGCAGGAGCAGCAGCAAAAGCAGCAGCAGGAGCAGGAGAAAGAGAUUCAAGCGUUGAAAAAGGAGGUGGAGGAGUUGAAGCAGCAGCAGGCUGUGGGUGUGGCGGAUGCACACACGUGGAAGAAAGCUACUGAAGUGCAAGCCGCUGAUCUGGCAACAGUCAAGGCUGAGCUGGAAACUGCCCACGCUGAGCUGGCCGAAAUGAAGAUUGAGUGCGAGAGUAAAGGGCGUGAGCUUGCAGCUGCUGCUGACGAGGCAAAGGCGAAAGAAAAAGCUGUGGACGAGAAAGAGGAAAUAUGCAGAAAGCUGACAAAUGAGCUGGAAUCGCUAAAAGCUGAGCUGGAAAGUCGUAGCGCUGAGCUGGCGGCGCUGACGGUGAAGGACGAAGGAAUAGCAGCGGCGGUGAGGGAGCAGAUUCAGGCUCGGAGCGAGGCAGAGGGGCAGGUAAGAGAAGCUCAAAAGGAGGUGCAGCUGGUGCAGGCUCAGCUGGGGGAGGUGCGAUCUGAGUGUGAAGGGCUGAGGGAUGCAAAGGAGAGGCUUGAAAGGGAGGUGGAGGAGGGGAGGAGAGCGAUUGGUGAGAAGGAAAAGGAGGCUGAGAGGAUGGUGGGAGAGGUGGAGAGAGGGAGGGCCGAGGCUGCAAAGGCGGAGGGAAGAGCAGAGGCACUGCAAGGAAUGGUGGCUGCUCUGACAGUAGAGCUAGGCGCUCUAAGGAAGGAGCUUCAGGAGGAACGGGAAAAGGCAUCUGAUCGUGUUGCUGCUGCCACUGCUGCUGCUUCUGCUGACGUGGCGUCCGCUGCUGCGGUGUCAGAGUCGCUGCGUGCCAGGCUGGCAGCGGCAGAGGAGAGAGAGAAGGAGCUGGAGCGGAGGGUGGAGGAGAGAGAGCAGCAGCUGGUGCGGGGAGUGGGGGAGGGGGAGGCGAGGGCAGGAGCGGUGGUGAGAGCAGCGGAGGAGAGAGCAAAGGAGGUGCAGAGGCAGUUGAGAGAGGAGCAGGCGAAGGUGGUGGCAGCGGUGGCAGAGGCGGAAGCAGCUGCUGCUGAGGUGGCGAGCCUGAAAACGGAGAUGGGGGAAGUGAGAGCAGCGUUGGGAGCAGCAGAGGGUGAAGUAGAGAAGUUGCGAGGCGAGGUGGAGGGAGCACAGGGCGAAGCAGCGGAUGCAAAAGCACAGGCAGCAGCAGCACAGAAGGAAGCAGAGAGCAUGAGGGCCACAGUGCGAAGCACGGAGCAGGAAGUGGCUGCAGCGAACACCGAUGCGGAGCAGCUGAGGGAGGCACUGGGGGAGGUGCAGCGGCAGCUGCGAGUGGUAACACGAGUGAAGGAGGCACUGGAUGGUGAGGUGCGCAAGUGGAGAGAGGAGGCGGUGCUGCGGCAGAAGGUGGAGAGUUCAGAGGAGGGUGGGCGGGCUGAGCGGCGCGUGAUUGGGCUGUGGAGGGGCGCUUCCGAGGGCGCUCAUCAGCAGCAGCAGCAGGGGGGGUUGCAGCAGGGGGGGUUGCAGGGGCAGGGAAGGCAGCAGGGACAGGGGAGGCUGGCGUCGACCUCCGCCCCUCCCAAGGUCUCCCAUGCCUCUCACCCCGUGCCCCUGCUGGCCCUGCCUGCCCAAGUGGGCGCCUCCCCCAGUAGCACCGCCCCUGGAGUGUCCCACGCCGCUCCACCUGCUGCUGAUGGCACCGCAGCAGAAGGCGGCUUUAAUGCAGACCGUCUUGCUCCUGAGGGGCUCCCUGCACCAGCACCUGCCCAGGACCAGGGUCUCGUGGUGCGUGAGGGUGACGUGAUUGGUGGAGGCACUUUGGCAGCUGCUGCUUCGUCCGGUUCGCCCGCUGCUGCUGGUUCCGUGCCUGCAUUGCCAGUCACCCCUGCCACUGCGCCAGGCUCUCACACCAUCCCUCACUCAGCCACAUCCUCUCGCACUGGCUCCCACACCCCCACGCUUGGUUUCUCUCAUUUCAUUCAUCGCUCCAAGACUGAUACUGCACGGGCGCGCCCCUCAUCCGCCGAUUUCACCUCCGCAGUCAAAGCUGUCCGCCUAGUUUCCGCGUUUCGCGGCCCUGGCACAGGCAAUGCCAGCCCUGCAGCCCAGGGAAGCCCGAGCCGGAGCCGUAGGCCCGGAAGCCCUGGUUCGGCAACUGCAGGGCCGAAGGCGAGUGGUGGUGGGGGCGGGACGCUGAAAAGGUUUGGCACAGGGAUGGUGGGGCGGUGGAGGGGUGGAAGUCAGAGUGCAGUUGGCAGCACCGGAGGCAGUGGUGUGGAAUCUCAGGCUGAGCUGGGGGAGGUUCAGCCUGCACCUGCGCCUCGCAUACAGAGUGAUGCGCACUAG
This is a messenger RNA of Closterium sp. Yama58-4, 6849 nucleotides long. The record is from the annotation of a GenBank genome assembly. NCBI's taxonomy places the organism in Eukaryota, Viridiplantae, Streptophyta, Zygnematophyceae, Desmidiales, Closteriaceae.